Messenger RNA from Centropristis striata (black sea bass), 1741 nucleotides. It is a transcript of the gene acadsb, whose product is annotated as acyl-CoA dehydrogenase short/branched chain. The coding region runs from base 38 to 1339 and encodes 433 amino acids. The record is from RefSeq and is a predicted model, not a curated record. Gene Ontology annotation, molecular function: flavin adenine dinucleotide binding; acyl-CoA dehydrogenase activity. NCBI's taxonomy places the organism in Eukaryota, Metazoa, Chordata, Actinopteri, Perciformes, Serranidae. The transcript has 11 exons. Gene Ontology annotation, cellular component: mitochondrion.
UAUGAGUUCAUCUUACCGAGCAUUUGUGUAACAAAUCAUGGCUGCAGCGUUGGCGAGGGUUUGCUCAAGGGCAUGCAAACAGAUUGCUCGGCCAUCAUGUGGAGCCUAUCAGACAAGUUGGAGAUGCCGCUCAGCCCAUGCUGCCACAGACAUGACCUCAGACCAGGCGGCUGGGGUGUUCUCUUUUCCUCCCCUACAAACGUAUUCAGAGGAGGAGAGCAUGAUGAGGGAAGCAGUUAAAAAAUAUGCACAAGAGCGAAUUGCUCCAUUUGUGUCAAAAAUGGAUGAAGAUUCUGUCAUGGAUGAGGAAGUGCUCAAAUCUCUCUUUGAGCAGGGUCUCAUGGGCAUUGAGAUUGACCCAGAAUACAACGGUACUGGGUCCACAUUCUUCACCUCCAUCCUGGUCAUUGAGGAGCUGGCGAAGGUGGACCCCUCUGUGGCUGUGCUCUGUGACAUUCAGAACACACUGAUCAACACACUGUUUGCCAAUUUGGGGACAGCAGCUCAGAAGGAGCAGUACCUCAGCCGACUGUCAACUGACAUGAUCGGAAGCUUCUGCCUCUCUGAAGCAGAGUCGGGGAGCGAUGCCUUUGCCCUGAAAACACGUGCUGAAAAACACAAGGACUAUUACAUCAUCAAUGGAUCCAAGAUGUGGAUCAGCAAUGCAGAGCAUGCAGGUGUUUUCCUGGUGAUGGCUAAUGUAGAUCCUUCUGCUGGGUACAAAGGCAUCACCUGCUUUAUCGUGGACCGGGACACAGAGGGGCUUGAGAUUUGCAAGAAGGAGAACAAGCUUGGCCUGCGUGCAUCCUCGACCUGCCCGCUCAACUUUGACAAUGUGAAGGUACCAGAGAAGAACAUUUUGGGACAGAUUGGUCACGGCUACAAGUACGCUAUCGGAAUGUUGAACGAGGGCAGGAUUGGAAUCGCUGCUCAGAUGCUCGGGCUGGCACAGGGUUGCUUCGACAACACUAUUCCUUACACCAGACAGAGAGUGCAGUUUGGGAAACGCAUCUUUGACUUCCAGGGCAUGCAGCACCAAAUCGCCCACGUAGCAACACAGAUUGAAGCGGCUCGGCUGCUGACGUACAACGCUGCUCGUCUGAAGGAAGCUGGGAGACCUUUCAUUAAAGAGGCCUGCAUGGCUAAAUACUUCAGUGCUGAGGUUGCAACCUUAACCACAUCUAAAUGCAUCGAAUGGAUGGGAGGGGUAGGCUUCACCAAAGACUAUCCCAUAGAGAAGUACUACAGAGACUGUAAAAUUGGUACCAUUUAUGAGGGCACAACAAAUGUCCAGCUAUCCACUAUGGCCAAGUUCAUAGAUAAGGAGUAUGAUCACUGAAACCAUCUGACUGGAGCCUGAAGGAUUGCACUUUGCUGUGUCACACUCCAUAUUGUUCUUCCCUAAAUGACUCUGGGGGAUGCAAUGCUGUCGAUCUGUUUUAGUUAUUUCUCCUCAAUGUCACCAACUUUUACUGUAAUUUAUUCCCAUUACAGUUGUUACUGAUGUUGUUACGUUUCACCAGCUUAGGGGUUAAAGUUCCUCUGGUGCAAUGGUGUUUAUUUUCCCCCAUUUGUUGUCUAUUUAACCUUUUUCGAAGGUAUAGGAAUAAGACUUUGUAUAUGAAAUAACACUUUCCUCUUGUCCAUGUCUCUUGUUUUAGAGUGCUGCAGGGAUGGUUAGACUAAACCAUGUCCCCACCGCAUCCUCUGUAGUCCCAUUAAAUCACUUGUUAGUAACCAC